Molecule: messenger RNA, 1140 nt
Organism: Hirsutella rhossiliensis
Lineage: Eukaryota; Fungi; Ascomycota; Sordariomycetes; Hypocreales; Ophiocordycipitaceae
Product: leucine zipper domain-containing protein
Exons: 3
Coding region: 1-1140 (379 amino acids)
Biological process (GO): positive regulation of transcription by RNA polymerase II
Molecular function (GO): DNA-binding transcription factor activity, RNA polymerase II-specific
Source: RefSeq, a predicted model, not a curated record
AUGGCGCUUCAGCAACCCUCGCCCACCGUCAAGCUUGAGGCCUCGACCGAGCCGCUCAUCUCGACGCUUCCCAGCGAGGGCCUCUUCCGGUCACCCAGCCCUUCGUCUCCCGCGCCCACCACGAUGAACCCCAUGGACAUGAUGACGCCCGAGCCCACAGCCGACGACCAGCGGUUAUCUUCAGUUCCUGAGGAUCAGUCAGAGACCCCUGGGCCCACGUCGGAAAAGAAGUCUUCCAAGAAGCGAAAAUCAUGGGGCCAAGUCUUACCCGAGCCCAAAACCAACCUCCCUCCGAGGAAACGAGCCAAGACGGAGGACGAAAAGGAGCAGCGGCGUGUCGAGCGCGUUCUCCGCAACCGUCGCGCCGCCCAGUCUUCUCGUGAGCGCAAGAGGCUCGAGGUUGAGGCUCUCGAGAUCCGGAACAAGGAGCUCGAGAACUUACUUCUCAACGCCCGAAAGGCAAACCUGAUGCUCGUCGAAGAGCUCAACCGCUUCCGGCGCGACUCGGGUGUCGUCACCCGCUCUUCUUCACCUCUAGACUCGCUCCGCGACAACCCCAUCACCCUGUCGCAGCAGCUCUUUGGCUCCCAAGACGAGCUCAAGCCCGCCCCUGAGCACUCUAACCUCGGCGAGCUGAUGAUGUCGUCUGCCAAUCCCACCGUCAACCCCGCCUCCCUCUCUCCCGAGCUUACCCCCGUCCCGGACCUGGCCCCGACGUCCGCCCCUGUCAAGACAGAAGCGCAGCCCGGCCAACAGACCACGGCCACCUCCCCCGACUUGACACAACGUCCUGCAGAGAUGUUGUGCGACCUGCGGUGUCAUACGUCGGCGGAGGAUGAUGCUCCUUUCAGCCUCGGCGAUUCUCUCGGCCUGUCAUCGGCCCUUGGUGCAGAUCGCUAUGUCCUCGAAAGCGGGCUUCUCGCUUCUCCCAUCUCCUCAACUCUUGACGACGAUUAUCUGGUUGGUGACUCUGCCGCCGACCUCUCGGCCCAGUCAGCCUUCGACUUCUUCAACAUCGACGACUUCCUCAACGACGAGGCAAACCACGCCGCCUCAGACUUUGUGGCAGCGAGCGAUGACGCCGCUGCGGACCACGGCCUCGAGCCCCAAGUCCACGACUCUGAGAUUCAAGUCUCUUAG